Messenger RNA from Oryza sativa Japonica Group (Japanese rice), 1588 nucleotides. The record is from RefSeq and is a predicted model, not a curated record. Lineage: Eukaryota; Viridiplantae; Streptophyta; Magnoliopsida; Poales; Poaceae.
AGGUAUACAUAUAGUUUUACACGUUUCACAAAAGUUUUUAAAUAAGAUGAACGGUCAAACAUGUUUAAAAAAGUCAAUGACCUCAAACAUUUAGGGAAGGAGGGAGUAAGUGGUAUUUCGUUUCCAGAACAAAUUUUAAGCUUGGCGACAAAUGGAAGGACAACAAGUGAACUUAUUCCUUGCAUGUUUGCUAGCCCGAAGGAAUGUGAUUUGCAUCUUGUCCGGGCUUUCCAUUUUGGCCCAGAUAGUUGGAAGCCCAUUGGCGCAAACGACCCAAUCACAGCAAACCGGAGAUACUGGACCUGUGGCAGGGGACCUCCUCCUCAGUAGGAAUAAGUUCAUUUUGACUCCCUUAAAAAGUGACCCGAAUCUAAGGAAAAAGUACACCGAAAGUCCCUCAACUUGUCAGCGAGAUAAAAAACAUCCUCGAACUGUAAAACUAGACACACGAGGUCCCUUAACUAUACAAAACCGGUCACCCGAGGUCCCUCGGCGGUUUUCAUCCCGGUUUUGUCCUACGUGGCGCUUUGACCACGGUCGUCGGUGGCUGAGUCAGCGUGGACCCACGUGGGCCCCACGUGUCAGCCUCUUCUCCCCUCCUCUUCACCUCUCCUACCCCUCUCUCUCUCUCUCUCUCCUCCACGGGCGGCAGCCGGCGGGCGCAGGCAGCGGAGCAGCGCGCGGGUGGGCAGAGGCGGAGGGGCAGCAGCUGCACGGGCGGCGACCGGCGGGGGACGUAGCCGCCAUCGAAGCGGCACUUGCUGGAGGAGCUCGGGCGGCACUAGCGUCGGCCUUGCCCGUUGCCGUGUCGUCGACUGGAUCUCCUCUCCCGCCUCGCGCCAGAUGGCCUCGUCUGGCUCUCCAUUGAAGAGGAUGCGGCGAGGAGGGAGUCGGCAGAGGGGGAGGACAGGAGGAUGCGGCGGCACUCGAUCUCUCCGCGGCGGAGAGCGCGGACGGGAGGAUGCGGCCGGUGGAGGCGGCGUGAGAGCGAAGCGGAGGCGAUGGCGGCAGGCUACGCCCCAUGCGGCCGCGGCGCACCUCGGCGCCGAGCCGCUGCAGCUCGAGGUGCCCGGCUCCAUGCUGGAGCACGGCGCGGAUGUUGCUCACCGUGAACACGAUCUCGGUGACCUCCCGCCGGAGCAGCUUCCCGGUGCUCCCCGCCAUCUCCGUGAGCAUCUUAUCACUUGCAGCGAUCGCUUCACGGCCUUAGCGCACGUCGGCGUGAUCACGACUGAUCCGGCGCCGAUGGCGGAGAAGUCGAUGAUAUUGUCGAGGAGGCUGGGGACCCUUAUUGCCGCUGCAGCUGAGGGACGAGAUGGAGAAGGCCAGAGGAUCACUGCUUGCCAGUGUCCGCGGGACAGGAGGUUCAAGCAGCUAGGAGUUUUUCAGUGAUUUAUUUUUCCUGCUUCUUCUGUCUGUCUACUGGGUGUGUGUUUUGCUGCUGCGUCAACAUCUCAUGCUUCUGCCUUUGUCUUUGUUUCUGCGCUACUUGUAAGCUGGAAUCCCCAGCAGUUACAUUGUAACGCUCCGCUUCUCGUGAGACGUUAAAAACUAAUUCGGUAAAAUCCUAAUUGCGAAAAUUUUGUUC